Molecule: messenger RNA, 3425 nt
Organism: Ictalurus furcatus (blue catfish)
Lineage: Eukaryota; Metazoa; Chordata; Actinopteri; Siluriformes; Ictaluridae
Gene: map2k5
Product: mitogen-activated protein kinase kinase 5
Exons: 22
Coding region: 416-1768 (450 amino acids)
Biological process (GO): protein phosphorylation
Molecular function (GO): protein kinase activity; protein binding; ATP binding
Source: RefSeq, a predicted model, not a curated record
UUCCGUUGAGUUUUGUUGACAGUUAGCUUGCACGCGAAAACACUUCACACGUAUAACUUUCACCGGUCACAAAUUUCUGUAUUCGGUUAAUAGCAAGUCAUUAAAGGAGUUCCUUCACUAUAUCCGAGCUUGCUGGUGAUAUAUCCACCGUGUUUCAUUAUUAGUGGCAGUUAGCUAGCAUGCUAGCCGGCUAUUUGGUUAGCUAGCCAUAUUAGCUCGGGGUGAAUCCCGAAUUGCUGUGUAUUCCCUAGUUAAGUGCACUACGUGUAGUGCGAAAUAUUUGCUUUUACACUCGAUGUAGUGCACUUCGUGUUUAAUAGGGCGCGAAUUUAGGAUUUUGCCCAGCUGUUAGCUGAAGAGUGAGUAUAGGAAAGCAGCCGUGUGUAGAUUAUGAUUAUGAGCAGACGCGUUUGUUAUGCUUUUACUGGUUUUGAAUAACGUCUGCGCCAUGGACACUGAAGGGAUCGUGAUCCGGAUAAAGACGCCGAUGGGGGACAUGGACUCAUCGGUGGACUGUCCGUCACUUUUGAGCUUCAACGAUUUACUGAUCGCAAUUAGAGACGUGAUGCCUGAAGCGACCAUUACAGCAUUUGAAUAUGAGGAUGAGGUUGGUGACAGGAUCACAGUUCGGAGUGAUGAAGAACUAAAGGCCAUGCUGUCCUAUUACUGUAAUACAGUGAUGGAACAGCGCAUGAAUGGACUGCUACCUGAGCCACUGCAGAUCUUUCCUCGAGCCGGCAAGACUCCUGGGAACCGGAACAUCCACGGCCUGAAGGUGAACACACGCCAUGGCUCGUCCAGCAGCCGGGGAUCCUCUCCUGCCGAGUCUCUGUCCAGCAACAGCAGUUUAAAGAAAUCCUCUGCAGAGCUGAAAAAGAUACUGACCAAUGGCCAGAUAAAUGAACAAGACAUCCAGUACCAGGAGCAGCUUGGCCAUGGAAAUGGGGGAACCGUAUACAAAGCGUACCAUCUCCUGGGGAAGAGGGUUCUAGCAGUGAAGGUCAUUCCUCUUGAUAUCACAGCAGAACUGCAGAAACAGAUCAUGUCUGAACUGGAGAUCCUUUACAAGUGUGACUCGCCAUACAUCAUAAAGUUCUACAGUGCUUUCUUUGUGGAGAACCGAAUAUCUAUAUGCACUGAGUUUAUGGAUGGUGGGUCUCUGGAUGUUUACAGGAGGAUUCCAGAGCAUGUCCUGGGCCGGAUUGCUGUAGCAGUGGUGAAAGGACUGACGUAUUUGUGGAGCCUGAAGAUUUUGCAUAGAGAUGUGAAGCCUUCCAACAUGCUCGUUAACACAAGAGGCCAAGUAAAACUGUGUGACUUUGGAGUCAGCACACAACUGGUAAACUCUAUCGCCAAAACCUAUGUCGGAACCAAUGCAUAUAUGGCGCCAGAGAGAAUAUCAGGGGAACAAUACGGAAUUCAUUCAGAUGUAUGGAGUUUAGGAAUCUCUUUCAUGGAGCUAGCUCUUGGCCAGUUCCCUUAUCCCCAGAUUCAGAAAAACCAAGGUUCCUUAAUGCCUCUCCAGUUAUUGCAGUGCAUCGUUGAUGAGGAUCCUCCUGUGCUUCCAGUCGGUCAGUUCAGUGAGAAAUUUGUGCACUUCAUAACACAGUGCAUGAAAAAACAGCCGAAAGAACGUCCCGCCCCCAAUAACCUCAUGGACCAUCCAUUUAUUACGCAAUACGAUGACGGGAAUACGGAGGUAGUAUCCAUGUGGGUUUGUCGGAGUUUAGAGGACCGCAAAUCCCUGCAAGCUCAGGGGCUGAUGUAAGGAGCCGUGACACAACAAGGAGCCGUUUUUUCCUGUUUCUAUAAAGUGCCACAGAGGUUUAAUGGCUGGACUUACUUGAAAGAGACCGCCCAUAAACACACACUCCAGAGUGCUCAUGGACCUUUUUAUUUUUUCAUGGAUCCAAUAACUCCAGAUCUGUAUUUUUGUUUUGUUUUGUAUAUUUGUUUUUGAAUGGUUGUGCCGAUUGCAGUGUAAAUGUUUCAGGCUUAUGACUCUCAUCAUUUCCAUAGCAGAUGGAGCAUGAAGCAAAAGCUUUUUAAUAGGGCUGUUCCAGGAUAAACUAGGACACCUCGUAAUGCAGAGUAAACAUUUUGCAUUUUGAUCCCUUGUGGUAAAGGCUGUGGGCGACUGAUCACAAGGUUAUGAGGUAAAAUCCCAGCAUCACCACACUGCCACUUAUUGGGUCCUUCAGCAAGAUAUUAACCGUUAUCUUCUCAGUUUUUAAUUGUACAACGGGCAAAAGAAGAGUUUUUUUUUUUUUUACUUGAACGAACAAUCAGAUAUGAUCCCCAUGAUAAAAAGAAACGCCACGUUAGUCAACAUAGGAGUGUAUUGCAUGCGGCGCAUUGCUCUUUGUUUAUAUUCUGGGAAAUCGAUUCGACUCAAUUUAUUCGGAAAUUUCAACUGGGACAGACAGAAAAAAAAGUAAUUGCUGGAGUGGUCCAGAUUUGUCAGAAUUCCUCUAAGAUUGUGCAUAAUUGAAGCCAUACUGACCGUGAACUCUUUAGCGAGUGCUAACCUGAGCAUUUUCAGCACUGCUGUGUUUUUCGGUGAUAUGACCCAUGCUGCAGAUUAUUUAACUGUAGCGCUCUGUGUUUCCCUUAAAGUCGCACUGAAAGGCUCGUACAGUACGUAAGCCACAAUAACAGACCACUCAAGUCUUCUGUGCAUUCAGUCCUACUCUUAUUCCAGUUUGUGUAAUGAACAUAGUUAUUACAGCCACUUAUUGAACCUCCUAUGCACAUAAAUCUUAAAUCUAAUCUUUUAACUCGAAUGACCCCACUUAUCUAUUAGAUAUAUUUAAUUCAAAUCAGCAUCAUCCUCCCUCUCCACUACAGCAUGUAAUCAUUCCACAGCAGGGAGUAAAUAAUUUUUUGCUCACUAUUCUAUUAACCACUGACAGCUGCCAACUAACAUGCGUCAUAUGUUACAGCUGCAUCAACCCAGCACAUCUGCCUGCGACUACAAUACUCCAUGGGCCACUUAAAGACGGUUUACGCCUUAAUGCACUUAUUGUACUGCUGUGUUUUUUAUACGGCGUUACUUUAGAAAUGAAGCAGUUCUACAGGUACAUAUUUUGCCUCCUGAACCACUUGGACAUGAAAGGAGUUGCAACAGUUAAAACCUGAUGAGAUGCAGAACAUUUCUACCCAAAGUAUGUAUAAUACUUGAAGUUUUAAGGUUUUCUUGGUAUGUUACCAAAUUGUCAUCCAGUUAUCUUCAUUUGUUUUUGAGGUUUUUUUGUUUAGGUUUUUAUUUUUAAUCCUGUUCAAAUGCACUGUUACGUCUUUCUUUAUUUCAGUCUCCUUGUUUUUAAGAGAUGUGUGGUUCACCGGUGGCACUUGAGUCUCAUUUCACAUUGCUGUGGAAGUUUGCACACCUUCAACAUUUUCCUAAGUAAAUGAAACAUUCAGGA